UCCAUCAUUAUGUUGCGAUUGCUGGUGCUGUUGGUGUUGCUGAUGCUGUUGGUGUUGCUGAUGAUGAUGUUGCUGCUGUUGCUGCUGUUGCUGGUAUUGUUGCUGCUGCUUUUUUUGAGACUUAGUGUUGGCACCGUCCUUCUGCGGUGGUUGUGGUGGCAUCUGUGCCUGGGGAGGAGCGCCCGUCUCCCAUUGCUCAUCACUGGCCCAAUCUCCGUUACUAUUUUGAGGAUCGUUGGACGCCCAGGCGUUCAGAUCCUCUGGGGCAUCGCCGGCCUCAUGUGUCUGCUCCCAAGAAUCCUCAUUAAGGUCUCCGGCGUCCAUACCACCGAAUCCACCAAAAUCAUCCUCCUCUUCCUCGAUCGUGUCUAUGGUCAUUACCCGGGGAGGAGGCAGUGCAAGUGGCGGGGGAGGUGGUGGGGGAGCAGGAGGAGGUGCACUAGGUGCAGCACUGGGAGUCUCCUUCUGCUUGCCCUUCUUGUUAUUCUUGGGCAUCUUACCCCACACGAACUACGUAGAUUGUGAGACUCGUGUUUGGUGACGCACUUGCACGCGUGAAGACAAGAAAUGAAAGGCUCGAGGAUGCCGUUCGGUUGAACCAAGUAAAUGAACAAGAUCGGGGCAAAAUUUCCAAAUGGCGUAGAUCGAUGAAUUGAUUCUCGGGUGAAGAUAUAAGUGGGAGAUAGACGGAAUUACUUUGAUUGUGCCAGACACGCGCCAACCGUCCAUCCGG
Messenger RNA from Suillus subaureus, 733 nucleotides. RefSeq lists its product as uncharacterized. NCBI's taxonomy places the organism in Eukaryota, Fungi, Basidiomycota, Agaricomycetes, Boletales, Suillaceae. The transcript has 2 exons. The record is from RefSeq and is a predicted model, not a curated record. The coding region runs from base 10 to 525 and encodes 171 amino acids.